Momordica charantia (bitter melon) is the source of this 1853-nucleotide messenger RNA. RefSeq names its product adenosylhomocysteinase. Gene Ontology annotation, biological process: L-methionine cycle. The record is from RefSeq and is a predicted model, not a curated record. Lineage: Eukaryota; Viridiplantae; Streptophyta; Magnoliopsida; Cucurbitales; Cucurbitaceae. Gene Ontology annotation, cellular component: cytosol. Gene Ontology annotation, molecular function: adenosylhomocysteinase activity.
ACUCUCAUCUUCCUCGCCACAUUCAAAUUCGAAACAGAGAAAAAAACAGAGUUCGAAAUUUGGUUUUUGUUCUACAAUUUGGAUCAGCAAAAAUGUCGCUAUUGGUGGAGAAAACCAGCAGUGGACGUGAGUACAAGGUGAAGGACAUGGCGCAAGCCGAUUUCGGGCGCCUUGAAAUCGACCUCGCGGAGGUUGAAAUGCCGGGAUUAAUGGCGUGCAGAACCGAAUACGGGCCAUCGCAGCCUUUCAAGGGAGCCAGAAUCACCGGAUCUCUCCACAUGACCAUCCAAACCGCCGUCCUCAUCGAAACCCUAACCGCUCUCGGCGCCGAGGUCCGUUGGUGCUCCUGCAACAUUUUCUCCACUCAGGACCACGCCGCCGCCGCCAUUGCUCGGGAUAGCGCCGCCGUGUUCGCCUGGAAGGGGGAGACUCUGCAGGAGUACUGGUGGUGCACGGAGCGGUCGUUGGAUUGGGGACCGCAGGGCGGUCCGGAUCUGAUCGUCGACGAUGGUGGCGAUGCUACGCUGUUGAUCCAUGAGGGAGUUAAGGCGGAGGAGAUCCAUGAGAAGUCAGGGACGCUACCGGAUCCUUCUUCGACUACCAAUCCGGAGCUUCAGAUUGUUUACACCAUUAUCAGAGAUGGAUUGAAGACUGAUCCUAAGAGGUACCACAAGAUGAAGGAGAGAUUGGUCGGUGUCUCGGAGGAGACGACCACUGGUGUGAAGAGGUUGUACCAGAUGCAGCUUAAUGGAACCUUGCUCUUCCCCGCCAUUAAUGUCAAUGACUCUGUCACUAAGAGCAAGUUUGAUAACUUGUACGGAUGCCGCCACUCCCUCCCAGAUGGUUUGAUGAGAGCUACGGAUGUCAUGAUUGCUGGAAAGGUUGCUGUUGUGUGUGGCUACGGAGAUGUUGGAAAGGGCUGUGCUUUUGCCCUCAAGCAAGGUGGAGCUCGUGUAAUCGUCACGGAGAUCGACCCGAUUUGCGCCCUGCAGGCUUUGAUGGAAGGCUUCCAGGUCUUGACCCUCGACGAUAUCGUCUCCGAGGCAGACAUCUUCGUCACCACCACAGGCAACAAGGACAUCAUCAUGGUGAGCGACAUGAGGAAGAUGAARAACAAUGCAAUUGUCUCCAACAUCGGUCACUUCGACAACGAGAUCGACAUGCUCGGGCUCGAGACUUACCCUGGAGUGAAGCGCAUUACGAUCAAGCCUCAAACCGAUAGGUGGGUCUUCCCGGAUACAAAAACAGGCAUCAUUGUGCUGGCGGAGGGGCGGCUGAUGAACUUGGGUUGUGCGACUGGCCACCCGAGCUUUGUGAUGUCCUGCUCAUUCACAAACCAAGUGAUUGCACAGCUUGAGCUGUGGAAUGAGAGGAACACUGGAAAGUAUGAGAAGAAAGUAUAUGUUUUGCCAAAGCAUCUUGAUGAGAAAGUUGCAUCUCUUCACCUUGGCAAGCUUGGAGCCAAGCUCACUAAGCUCAGCAAGGACCAGGCCGACUACAUUAGCGUCCCCAUUGAAGGUCCUUACAAGCCUGCUCACUACAGGUACUGAAUGGACAGAAGAGCGAGAUGGGAUCGGGAUCGGGAGGACGGUCUGAGAGGUUUGUUGUUUUUGUUUGAAUUGACUAUUAGAAUUUGAUAUAUAGAGUUAUAGGUGGUUUCGAUUUUGAAUUCGGGUUUUCUUGGAGAAGUUUGGUUGGGACAAAGAUUAAAUUCUUUUGUCAUAAAGAUCAAAUGGAUUGAAUAAGGUUGGACUGGGAUGAGUUGGGAUACUGUUGUAUUUCCUUGCAGUUUGUUAGGCUGCAUAUUCAUAAAAGCAAAGAAAUGGUAAUAGCUAAACAAACAAUUCCUUUUA